GAAUAGAGAGAUAAUCUGGUAAGAGCGAUAAAGGCUGUUGUUGCGUCGUUCAAGCAGUUUCGACGCGAGAGCUCCUCAGUGCGCUUCUAGUGUCAUGCAGUGCUACGUGUUAUAAUUGACUUUGAAAAUUACUAUCGCCAUACAAUGGUGCUGUGUCCGCCGUUUAGAUUGAGCUCACGAGCAAGAUACAAGUUUACCGUACCCGCUACCAACGGUGUCGAUGACCGCCGUGAAACUAUCUACAUACUACCUGACUAUAGCUCACCUCCUGUACCGGUAGAUAAAGAUAAAGAAAAUGAAGAUGAAGGAAAACUUAGUACUGAAAGUACAAGUAAUGGAGUGCGCCUUAGUCGAGAAUCCGAUACUGAUAAUUCCAGUGACGACCCUAAGUUUAGUGUUGGGCGCAAAACUAUUUCGGAGAUAGUGCGGGCGAACCCAGCAAAGCGCCGUGGUCGACGUAAGAGCGGUGUGAUCGCCCCGCACGUGCCAGCUGAUGCCACACGACUUACUGACGUACAGUUGCAGUAUGAGAAGUUUAAAAAAGAUGAAAAGUCCGCGGAACAAAUAAGAAAGGCAGUUAUGGCCAAUGAUUUCUUAAGAAACUUAAUGGAUGAUGACCGCCUUGCAGCAGUCGUGGAAGCGAUGAAUCCUCAAGAGUUCCCUGCAGGAAGUCUCAUUAUCAGAGAGGGGGAAAGUGGGAGUCACCUGUUUGUUUCAGCAAGUGGACAAUUUGAAGCUCUCAAAGGAGGACAAGUUGUAAAAACAUUCGGACAAGGAGAGGCAUUUGGUGAACUCGCAAUUCUUUACAAAGCUAAACGAUUCGCAUCAAUUCGAUGUAUAACAGAAGCAAAAGUCUGGGUGUUAGAGCGACGUGUUUUCCAAAAGAUAAUGGUCCGCAGUGGUCGACAAGAGCAAGAGGACAAUAUACGUUUUCUAUCAUCAGUGCCUCUACUUCAGGGUAUUCAUCCUCUCGUGCUUGGGAAAAUGUCCGAAUUCCUCAAGAGGGAGUUCUUUGCAGCUGGUACACCAGUAGUGCGGCAAGGUGAGCGUGGUGACAAAUUUUACAUAAUCCGCGGUGGCACGGUGGCAGUGACAAAGCGAGACGGUGAUAGUGGUGACCAGUUAGUGGGGACACUCGGCCGCGGGCAGUACUUCGGCGAGCAGGCCCUGAUACACGAGGCUCUGAGGCUGGCCACCGUCACCGCACAACCGCCAGGAGUAGAAUGUCUUACGCUGGAUCGAGGACCUUUCACGGAAUUUCUUGACAAUAUAAAAGAACUGAAACACGUUUCAUAUGCAACGCCGCGAUCAUCCACACAAAAGAAAGUGUCAGUGGUCAUAAGUGAAUUUGGAUACGUGGAGUUGAAAGACUUGGAAAUUGUGGGUACUUUGGGUGUGGGAGGUUUCGGACGUGUCGAACUUGUGCAGUACAAACCAAAUCAGAAGCUCACAUUCGCACUGAAAUGUCUCAAGAAAGUCGACAUGGUGCAGCAGCAGCAACAGGAACAUGCUUACAAUGAGAAGAAUAUCAUGAUGUCCUGCAAUAAUUCUUUUAUUUGCAGAUUGUAUCGUACUUUUAAGGAUCCAAAAUAUAUAUAUUUCCUUAUGGAGCCAGUGCUGGGCGGUGACGUGUGGACCAUUCUUCAGAAACAACGUUACUUCCCUGAGAAUGUGUCUCGUUUCAUGAUGGCAUGUGUAGUCGAAGCUUUCCAAUAUCUUCACUCUAAAGAUAUCAUCUACAGGGAUCUCAAACCGGAAAAUUUGAUGCUCGACAAACAAGGAUACAUUAAACUGGUUGACUUCGGCUUUGCUAAACGAAUUUCUCCAAACAGCAAAACAUGGACAUUCGCUGGUACACCAGAAUAUGUAGCUCCUGAAAUUGUGUUAAAUAAGGGUCAUGACCGGGCCGUGGAUUGCUGGGCGUUAGGGGUGCUGGUUCACGAGCUGCUAGUCGGUAAACCUCCAUUCCGAGCCCCAGGGGGUGAUCACAUGAAGACUUACACGCUUAUCUUGCGCGGCAUCGAAGCAGUAUCAUUCCAUCAACGAGUUCCGAAGUCUGCACAACUGCUUAUUCGCAAACUGUGUCGCGCCGUGCCCGUUGAACGGCUCGGGUACCUCAAAAACGGAAUAGCUGACAUUAAAAGUCACAAGUGGUUCUUAGGCUUCGAUUGGGAUGGACUCGUGGAACGUCGUCUUAAAGCUCCUCUCGUGCCACACGUAGCCAACGAUUUAGACCGCAGAAACUUUGAGGAGUACCCUAAGGACAAGAUGCCACCAGACGAAACAUCUGGGUGGGAUUUGGAUUUCUGAACACAUAAUACAUCUUGCAUGUUACCGCAGUGCCUUAACUUUGUACUUAGUUGCAAUAUUUUUUAUAGAGUAUAAUUAUAUAACAGUAUUUUGUACAAUAAUCAUAUAAGUAAGUAUUUAUAGUGUUGUAGCUCUACACGAGCUACAACACUAUAAAUACUUACUUGAAAAUACAAUAUAUUAUAUUAAAUGGAUACAAUACCUAUGGAUUCCGCCUGCUGAAGAAACUUCCUUGCCGUAGAAAACACUGAUAGCAGGCCGGUCCUAUGGUUGUCAGAUGUAGAUGACAUUGUAAUAUUGGACAACGUACAUGUUUCUGAACAAUUGGUAGAAAACAAUCGCUUUACCAAAUAAAAUGGCUUGCCUAGUAUUGUAAUGUAAUGAAAUGAAAAAAAAUAUCCAUUAUUUAAUAAAAUAAUAUUAAAGGAAAACAUAAUUAAUGAAUUAUAUCCAUGGACAGACAAAGUGAUGAACAUAUUUAUUAUUUAGAUCUAAUAAUGACAUAAGAAUUAUUGGCAAAUUUUGUAAUCAUGAGUCUAGUAAUAUUAAAGGACAUCUAUAUA
This is a messenger RNA of Spodoptera litura, 2873 nucleotides long. Its product is annotated as cGMP-dependent protein kinase, isozyme 1. The record is from RefSeq and is a predicted model, not a curated record. Gene Ontology annotation, biological process: protein phosphorylation. Gene Ontology annotation, molecular function: ATP binding; cGMP-dependent protein kinase activity. Lineage: Eukaryota; Metazoa; Arthropoda; Insecta; Lepidoptera; Noctuidae.